Menidia menidia (Atlantic silverside) is the source of this 342-nucleotide messenger RNA. The record is from the annotation of a GenBank genome assembly. NCBI's taxonomy places the organism in Eukaryota, Metazoa, Chordata, Actinopteri, Atheriniformes, Atherinopsidae.
AUGCUGUGCACACGGAGAACGAAAACUUUGGUGUCGACGUGCGUGAUCCUGAGCGGCAUGACCAACAUCGUGUGCCUGCUGUACGUGGGCUGGAUCACCAACUACGUGGCCAACGGCGGGGCCAAAGUUGCGGAGGGCGGCAGCAACGGAGGCGGCGGCGAGGCGGGGGCAAAGUUGGAGGAGGACGGCAGGGGCGAGACGCUGAGGAUUAUCGAGAGGCUGGACCGGCUGGAGAGCGUCGUGAACGAGCACAUCAGAGCUUGUUCUCUGUUGGAUGAGCUGAUCCGGAGUGAAAUAUGUGCUGGCCCGUAUCGGGUGGCUCCUUUGGCCGGUGCCUCAUGA